Messenger RNA from Sinocyclocheilus rhinocerous, 296 nucleotides. Its product is annotated as 28S ribosomal protein S7, mitochondrial-like. NCBI's taxonomy places the organism in Eukaryota, Metazoa, Chordata, Actinopteri, Cypriniformes, Cyprinidae. The annotation marks the transcript as partial. The record is from RefSeq and is a predicted model, not a curated record. The transcript has 3 exons.
UGAGACAAACCUAUUAGACCGCCCUUAAGAUGGCAGCCUCCGUCAGAUAUUUACUGAAACCUUGGACACCGAGUCUGUGUUUGGUGAGGUGGAGUCGGUAUAAUCCAUACUAUCUGGAUCCCGAUCCAAGUAAAGAUGCUCGUGUCCCAGAAUCAGAGCUCAGUCCUGAAGAAAAAGAGCUGCAGGAACUGAAAACAGUGAGACCGAUAAAAGCAGCGCUGUCAAGCGACACCAGCUCUGCUUUCAAUGACCCUCUGAUCAGCAAGUUCAUCAACAUGAUGAUGCAAGAUGGCAAC